Messenger RNA from Miniopterus natalensis, 2748 nucleotides. It is a transcript of the gene MIMS1, whose product is annotated as mitochondrial inner membrane scaffold 1. Gene Ontology annotation, cellular component: mitochondrion. Lineage: Eukaryota; Metazoa; Chordata; Mammalia; Chiroptera; Miniopteridae. The record is from RefSeq and is a predicted model, not a curated record.
CCUCUGUCUAAAAUCCAUUUUAAAACAAUUUUAUUUUUAAAGAAUGAGUUAUCUAGUUGGUUAUGGUGUUCCUGUAAUUGGUUCCCGAAUCUGAUUAGAUUUAAAGGCACUGAUGGCUACUCCCUGUGGUAAAGGGCACUUAUAGUCCAGGGUGUGAUGUGGCAAUAGAGAUACACAAAAUAUCACUACUGGGGUACCCCUACUUAAAUACUUACAAAAGACAGGGUUCUGGAUGACCAUGUAUUUGAUGACUUAAAACACUUUUGUCAAAUUAACAAGUCUAAUGAGACUGACCAGUUGCUCCUAACUCCUGGAAAAAGUGGAGAAGAGGCGGAUGAGCUCAGGCCUUCAAAUACCCAGCUCCAGCUCUGCAUAACUGACCUGAAACUUUCUGUGUCUUCUCUAAAGAAAUUCUUCUCCCCUGAGCUGCAGAGCUGAGAUUGCUGAAAACCAAACCCAGAGCUCAUCCUGCGAAGUGGCUGAAUUAUAAUGCAAAAUGAAUCCCCAAUCUAACAGGGUGUCUGCUGUUAAAAUGAGGACAUUGAUUGGGAAGGAAUGAGAUCCAUAAAUUUGGAAUAGGGUCCUGAGCCCCUAUAUUUUGAUCAGUCUUUUUUGCCACCUGUUUGAGGAAGUUAACCUGCUAUGACUGAAGAACCUGUGAUGACCUUUCCUGAGAAGCUGAAAUCCAUCCAUCACCAUUCUUCAAAAUGCAAUGGAAGGUACCAAGGACUGUAUUCCAGCUGGCACAUAGGACAUGCAUGGAACCACAUAAAGCUGGUCUUUUUGGACAUUGUCACUAUAUAAAGGGACCAUUACUUUUGUAUACAGCUGAAUCCAGAGUAGUUUUGGUACAGGGCCCUCAAAAACAAUGGCUGCAUUUAUCUGCUGCCCAGUGCACUGCAAAGAAAAGGAAGCCAUUCGAUGCUCCUUCACCCCAACUGGGGUUUCUUCACCAUAAACAGUGGGAGCAAGAUUCUUUCUCUAAGAGGGUUAUGUCAUCUAAUGCCACAGCUCCAGGAACUCCUUCAGAAAAAAAAGAAGAACCUGAUCCUUUACAAGACAAAUCUAUUAGCCUUUAUCAGCGGUUUAAGAAAACUUUUAGACAAUAUGGAAAAGUUUUGAUUCCAGUGCAUCUAAUAACUUCCGGUGUUUGGUUUGGAACAUUUUAUUAUGCAGCCAUAAAAGGAGUGAAUGUCGUUCCUUUUCUGGAGCUUGUUGGGUUACCUGACAGCAUAGUAAACAUUCUGAAAAAUUCCCAGAGUGGAAAUGCACUGACAGCAUAUGCCUUGUUUAAGAUUGCAACACCUGCCCGAUAUACCGUGACUUUGGGGGGAACCUCCUUCACUGUGAAGUAUUUGCGUAGUCGCGGCUACAUGUCAACACCACCUCCUGUUAAGGAGUAUCUACAGGACAGGAUGGAAGAGACAAAGGAGCUUCUCACAGAGAAAAUGGAAGAAACAAAGGAUAGACUCACUGAAAAGUUACAAGAAACCAAAGAAAAGGUUUCUUUUAAAAAAAAAGUGGAAUAAGGUGCCUUGUAUAAGAGGUUACAAACAAUUCCUGCACUUUAACCCUUUAGAGAUGAGGGACAAAGAUACAUGCUCCUGAGUGUAUUUUUUGUUAAUUGCCUGAAUAUGCCAGUUCUCUGAGGGUUAAAGAACUAAGAUAACCUUUUUAACAUUAACUGUCACUAGAAAAAUCAGUGUUUUUUGAAAAGGAAAAAAUGAACCCAGCACAAGAAUUUCACAUCAAUAGCAGCGUUAAGCAGGGGUUAAUGUCUAAGCUCCUUUUCCAGGUCUUCAGAAGCACAGGUGCUUUUUUGUUGCAGCUACACUUUAGGCACACAAGGCAGUGGACUUCCUGGAUAACUGAUGUGGCCCUAGACAGGAAGUUAACGCUGGGUCUUCAUCUUUACGUUACUCAUUGGGGUCUUAACUAUAUUCAGUUCUCAUUCUCAAUAUGGAGACAGACUUUUAUCUAAAUUGCCUGCAAAUGAGGAUAUUUUGUUUCUAUAAAAAAUGUCUAACAGUUACAUACCAGUUAAAAUAAUAGACUUUAUAUGAAGAAAGCUGAAUAAAAAUUGAGUCAUGCAUGUAAAUAAGAUGUAUUGGUUAUAUGUAAAUGAAAAAAUUGACCAUUUAAAAAAUGAUUUUUACCUGAAGUUGUCAUAAUCAAAUUUUUAAAGCAAAUAUAUAUGGCCAUACUACCUUUUCCCCUAGAGCAUAAAACUACUGUGAAUUGUUUGUUUCCUUUUCAAUUUUUCAGAGGAAAAGUGAAAAUAAUUAUACCUUAAGUUUAUUGUUGAAAUCAGAUUAUCUUAAGCAAUGACUCAAGUUUGUGGUUCUCAAGAAAUAUGGAUUUAGAAGGAGGGAAAGUGGCACCAGGUUGUCAUGGCGCUGACUCACUCACCCUGCCAUAUGGCAGGUCUUUGUCUCCACAAGCCAGUGCUCUUUCCCAGUGUCUUCACCCAGGGUUAAUGUUGAUCUCAUUUGGAAUAAAUUUUAAAAUUGCAGCUGCUGCUCUUUCCCUGAUAUUGAAACCUUGCUUGAGCAUUUUACUUGAAAUUUUUUAUAGUAAAGCUAUCAUUAAAUUAUCUGCUUGGAAUGAAAUUCAACCAUUAUCAGAUAAUGAAAGUUGUCAUGAUUGUGUGGGUGUGUUUAAGGAUGUCUGUAUCUGGUUUUAUGUGUUUUUUUCUAAAUAUGUUUUUACUGAUUUCAGACAGAGGAAGGGAGAGGUAGAGAGAGAGAA